This is a messenger RNA of Pteropus alecto (black flying fox), 6158 nucleotides long. RefSeq names its product CEP295 N-terminal like (gene CEP295NL). Lineage: Eukaryota; Metazoa; Chordata; Mammalia; Chiroptera; Pteropodidae. Bases 201 to 1895 code for a protein of 564 amino acids. The transcript has a single exon. Gene Ontology annotation, biological process: regulation of centriole replication. The record is from RefSeq and is a predicted model, not a curated record. Gene Ontology annotation, cellular component: centriole; cytosol; centrosome.
CGCUGGAGUUUGUCCGCCCGUGCGCCUCGUCCCCAGGGCCUCGCUCACUCUCCAGGCUCUGGCGUGUGUCCUCCUGCUCUUGUAGGCUUGACGCGGCGUAGCUGUGGCAUCUGUGGCGCCUCGGCCCCCGGUCCCCCUGACCCUCCACUCCUGGCCCCCGCCAGCUUCCCUCCGAAGCCCUGUCUGCAGAGGUCUCCAGCAUGAAAAGAAACGAGAGAGCCUCUCGCCUGUGUCCUGGUCCUGACGACGAAACCUUGCUUUUGAGGCAGAAACACAGAUUGCUGCAAGUCAGAGGGAAAGGGGACCUUCCCGUGCAGAGCAGACCGGACCCCCGGCAGUGGGACAGCCCACAGCUUCAGCUCCUGGCCGAGGACCUGUGGGCCGAGUGGCGGGAGGCCCCGAGGCAGCAAGCCCAGGGCCUGGGAAGGCUGUAUUUGACCCAUCUGUUAGGUGCCGGGGGAGGACGGGCCCAAGAACAGGAACCCGGUUCGGAGGGGCCGGCCUGGCGAGCAGCAGCCUGGCCGCCUCGGGCCGGGGGGAAGCAGAGGGCCGCGGGCAGAGAGGAGAAGAGUCGCAGAGAAGAGCCGGUCAGACUGCAGUCCUGGUGCGCCAAGCCCCAGCGGGGAGCGGCGGGCCCCGAGAAGAAGGGGUUCGCCAAAGCCGUGGGCCUUCCGCACCCUCCUUCGAGCCCCCCGGAGAAGAGCAAAGGCAAACGAGCGCCUUCGAGGAAGACCAGCGGCGGCCGCCGUCCCGCUGACCCUCGGGCGAGCAGGAGCCUGGACGUGGGGAAGCUCUGUGCGCCGGAGAGGUCCGCCGCGGGGGAGAUCGCGCUCACGGAGGGCAGCGGGGAGGAUGUCGGCAGCGGCGGGCGGAGGCAGCUGGGGCGGAGGACGGCUCGCCUGGUCCAAGGACUGAAAAACAACUGUCUGGGUCUGAGUCCCGGGGGCCAAGCCGACGACCUGCAACAGCUGCGGCCGGCCGACUCGAUCUGCACAACGGACGCCGCGCCCCAGGAGUCACCGUGCCAGCGCGGUGACAAGAGCCAGUGGAAGAGGGAGCUGGAGUUUGCCUUCGAAGAGUUGUUUAAUACAAACAGAAAGCUGAAGAGUCACCUGAGCCUACACCUGGAGCCCAGGCCGGCGGCGGGUCCGAACCCCGGCGAAGAACAGGGCUUCUCAGAGGGACCGGAGCACAGAGGCACCGCCUGGAGGGAGAAGGCGGCGGUGGCGGCGGACGCGGACAUGGAGGUGCUGCCAUCCGGGGAGGCCGCGGGUCCGGCGGCGGUGAACGCCCUCCAGACGUCGCCCGAAGCCAGUCUGCAAAAGCUGCUGAGCAGGCUCGGGAGCCAGAAGUACCCGAGGGUGGUCAGAUCCACGUUGAGGGACGUGAGCAGACUGGCGUCUCCCGAGGCGGGCACGUGCGUGGACGAGCACCUCGACCCAUGCGGCACAGACUCCAGGCUCGAGGCCCCCGGGCUGGACGCGCUGUCCCGACUGCUUCGCCCGCAAGAACAGGCAGACAGAGCUGGCUCGAUGGCAUCAAGGCAGAAGCAGAAGAUGGAGACGGAACAGCGAAGACGAACGCAGCUGGCACUGCUCGCACUGACCGGACACCCAGACGUGGGCUCGGAAGCCCGCCGCCAGCCCGGCCUGGGGGAGGAGAGGGCGGAGCAGGCGAGGGCCCGGUGGGCUCCUCCCGAGGCCUCCUGCUCGGACCAGGAGGAAGAAGGACGUGAGCUCAGUCCCACGCCCCCCGCGGCCGCCAGCAUCUCCGACGAUGACGGGCACAGUCAGAUGAUCCGUAACCUUCAACAGCAGAUUUUAGAGCAAAACAGGUUGCACAAGCAGUUUCUCGAAGAAGCCAGGAAGCGCUUGCAAGAGUUUCAGAGAAUAUGAUAAAUGCGCGCGUAUCAGCCAUGAUAAAUACACCGCUGACGAGUGGGCGUGAUGCCGGUACUGGUUCCGAAGUCUGAGAUCUGUGUCUGCGUCGUCUGCUCGGAAACCCGUAGGCCCCUUCGCACGCCGCCCCUCCCCCGCCCCGCCCCGCGUGCCUUUCGGAUGAAGUCCCACUCGGGGAGGCUCCUUCGCCCAGCACCCGUGUGGGCACGGUGACGGGUCUGGCCAGUGCGGCCCAGAGGCGUGUCCCACAAGCGUAGACGGGAAGUCCAGGUAAAUUCAGCCCUUCCGAUGUCUUGGGCGGAUAAACACUGGACUUUCAGGGGCGCCCGAGGUCAGACAGGCACGGUUUCAAAAGAUACAUCAUCUGUUGUGUAGCCGCUGGGUGAGGCAUUAAUGGGACUAAAACCUCCCUGAGUCUUUGAAACUGACAAAACCAGCAUGGCUUAACGGACAUCACUUAGUAAUAUUCUCGUAAUUUUUAUGUUAAUGAGCGGGGGAGGGGGAGAGUAAGGGAGAGAAGAGGGGAGAGAGAGGGAGGGAGACAGAGAAGGGAGAUGGCUCCCAGGCACCUAGCCACGGUAGGUGGCCCUCUGGAGCUGGCAGCGGUGGGUGGUCCGAGGUGUCUGAUUAGUCUACUUCCAGCUCUACCUCUGACCCAGCAGCCUCGGCAGCUAUGGUGACCCCACACCGGGUAGGGCUUUAUCCGCCAAUGGCAUCCUUGGGGACUGGACAAAGCUUUUCUGCAAAGAGCCACAUAGUAAAUAUCUUACUGGCUCUGCGGGCUACAGUCUCUGUGACAACACCGUGAGUGGGUGUGGCCGGGUUCCAAUAAGACUUUAUUUAUAAAAACGGUUGGGGGCUGGACUUGGCCCUGAACCACAGUCAGCUGACCGCUGGACCAGCAUGGUUCCCCCCCCGCCCCCUCUCCCCCUUCCAGGGAUCUCAGACAUGCUGGGUUGGGUCAGCCACCCGCAGUCAUGGGACAUUCGCAUUGCUGGUACAUGAAUGACCUUUUUUAUCUUAGGGCGUAUUUUGUAAACGAUAUAAGGAACCACCGUGACGCCACGAUCGGGAAUGUUUGCUGAAAACCGGCUUCUGUCUAUUACUUCCCUUUCCUGUGCACUGUUCCCCCUUACUCUGUGCCUGCUGGCCGUGGGGCUCACCCCUGCAUUUCAUUACAUAGAUACAGACACUCUGAACGCUGCUGUUCAGUUUGAACUUUAUAAAAAGGGUGCUCUAGUGUGUGAGUUCUUUGGGAAGCUUUUCUUGGACUCAGCAUCUCGAAUGCAUCCGUGUCGCAGAUGGGCGCCAUUUAUUUCACCGUCAUAUCAUCAUGUGACUCGGCGAGCCUUCUUCCUGGGCUCAUGCUCCUUCUCUGUUUUAUAUCUGUUCCCAGAAAGAGAACCACACCCCUAAUCCAUCUGGAUCAAAGGGCCGGGUGUCCAGAUGGGCUUCUGGAAGCCUCGAACACCAAACUGGGACAUAGACGUGGGAAAGGCCCCGUUAUUCCUUUUCUUCCCGUUUUUACCUUUUUUUUUUUUUGGUCCUGGAAAAUGUUGACUUGAUCUUACACUGUUUUUCCUUUACAAACACGGAGGGACAGACGGUGCCCCAGUUACUGGAGAUGAGCAGCGAGUGAUGCACGUGGGGGUCACAGGACUUAGGGCCCAGUGGGGAGGACGCAGGUAAGAAGUAAACGUCCCCUGAGAUGACAGGAUGGGAUGUGCAGGGAGACGUGGGUGACAGCAGUGGCAGGCAUGUCCCCGAGGAACCCAAGGCCGGCUUCCCUGAGGGCACCUGCUCCCAGGAGCCCCAGACGUGCCCAUGAGCAUGGCACAGAGGCAGGUUUUCUUUUUAAAUCCAUAGCUUGGGUGAAGAAUCUUCCAUCAUCUCAAGUUUUAUCGUGCAAGUCUCCACUGUCUGUGGCUUUCCCACUUGACGUAGAGAAAAACGUUUGCUCCCAGCCCGGUAUCUUUCUGGCACCUGCUUCUGAAUGGCAUGGGGCAGGGCUGCACACUCACCUAACAGUUUGGUCUCAGCCCAGCGUGAUUAAGAGGCAGGUCCUGGCCACAGGAGGGCUGUUACAUGAGGAUUACCUGCGGGGGAGGAUGCUGGCUUUUGUGGGUGCUCUCAGCCUUCCGUGUGCUUCGAGAUCACCCGCAGCUCCUGCAGGAGCACCUCCGUCUGAGAGGGUCCCGUGGGAUCCCCAGGCUUGCAGCCGUGGCUAUGAUGGGACCCACACAUUGGGUAACGAGGCCGCCCUGACUCGGCCCGGAGGCCACAGUCUAGUGAGUGGAAGAGUCCGCCGCUGAGUGGGUUACUUUUGUUUCCAGUUUCAGAGGUGACAUUCGUGGCCCCUGAGCUCUAAGUGAGGGACUGCCCUUUCCUGGCAAUACUCGGGCUAAAAGUAGGUGUGAGGGCCGGGCCGCGAGACACAGUGCAGAGUGACUCAUCUCUGCCCGGACAGUCACACCUACACUGUCCCCUGCAGCAGCGCGAGAGACACCCUGCCCUUUGCCACCUGUCCUGCAGAAGGCCAAAGGGGGAAGGGGCACUUCCGAUGAAAUGGCCCUCCAGGACACCUGCUCCCCCCCAAAUAGGGCCCUCCAGAUAUUCUCUGUGGACGUGUCCCAGGCGACUUCCAUCUCUCAGUGAGAUCCCAAGGGCAGACCCUGUCUUGGUCACUUCGAUGCAGCUCGACCGCGGUGCCAGGGACCCUGGGCAGCGCUGCUAGGUGACAGUGGGGACCCCGACGCUGGCCGUGUGUGUCCUCAUCCUCCUAACGCACUUCUCAGGCCCUCCCCCAUGAGCCCUCCCUCCUGGGUUUUCUAGAACUUUCCAUGUGUUUCUUUUGUUUUCGCUUCUGCUUCCACAUUUGGGGGCAGCUGCCCAGUUCCCGUCUCACUCUGCAUUUGCCAGAACUUUCGUCAUCUGGUCACUUCCUUGCAGCCCUGCCUGUGAGCCUCCUUCCCAGAUCACACGGACUUGGGAAGGCUUCCACGGCCGACGGAUGGGGCCAGGUCACCCUGAUAGUCCCAGGGGUUUGCAGGGAGCAGCAGGGUUGGAUGCGGGUGCUCCCGAGGCCCCCUCUCCGCAGGUACAGAGCAGCGGGUUCGACAGGUGGCUGGGCGAGGGCAGCGGGAGCAGUGGUGGACCCCAGGACGCAGGCCCGCCCCUGCGCUCGCCAGGUUAGCGGGCCUCGUUGGUUUCGGACAGGACCCCGCACUCCUUGUGCGCUGCCCCGCGGGUCCUCACACCUGUCCUUUCUCCUGCCCAGCCAGGUUGCACGGCCAUAAUGUGUGUGGUAACAUCCAGAACCUGGGAAACGUAAGACGAUGGAAAAACAAGAUUUUCAAAGUUGGUGGGAGACGGGGGUCCUCCCUGGCCUGCAGGAGUUCUUCCCAUGAGUGAGAAGUGGCCACCAGGUGUGGGCGGCAUCUGGCCUUCACUUGCUCCCUCUGUGACGAGAGGACGAGCUGACUCGGGUCUUGUCGGGUCCUGUCACAGCCCCGGCCACGGGCCCCGUCACGGGCCAGAGACGGUGCGAACUGUGCACAGCACCACACAUCCCCGGCUCCCGGGGCCUUAUGUGCAAGGCUGCGCCAACGAGGACGGGGAAGCCACAGGGCUCAUGCCCUCCAGCGCGCCCACACUGGGUUCUCUCCGUUUUAGGACACUGGGGUUCCAGCCUUUGCACCCCUCCUUCUGCUUCCUGAGAAGUGCAGCGGGUCAGGGCGUAGCCCACCGGCCUCAGAGUCCCAGCUGUUUGUGCUGAUGAGGCCUGAGCCAUGGGCCAGGAACCUUGUGUGUCCACUCCCAAAAACAAGGUGACCUGGAGAACAGACCAGACUGAGGUCCCAGCCCGCCAGCCACAGCGUGGGGACAGGCCCCUGGCCUGCUGGCCCUCGGCUCCGAGCCAUCCACCCAGCCCGUCUGGGCCCCAUCCUCGGCCUGCUGGGUGGGGAGGGGUGGCAGGGGGUGGCUGAGUAACCCUCCGGUGCCUCCCCAGGCCCCCGCGCCCUCUCUGCCCCGCGCUGCCCCUGCCCGCCGGGCUCCGGGCUUGGCGUUCGCCGUGCUCGGCGCGGCUCCUCCCGGGGGUCUUGGCCGAGAAAGUGCCGAGCAGCAGUUCCCUCCACAAAGCCGCUCUGUUCUCGGCAAACCCUCCCGACCAGCUGCAUUUUUUUCACAUGAUUCAGCAGCACGUGAAUGGGAAGGGCUGAGCCCAAGGCUUGGGGAACGUGACCAAGGCCUCUGGCAUGA